Messenger RNA from Chanos chanos (milkfish), 744 nucleotides. RefSeq names its product apoptosis facilitator Bcl-2-like protein 14. The record is from RefSeq and is a predicted model, not a curated record. The coding region runs from base 1 to 660 and encodes 219 amino acids. The transcript has 6 exons. Lineage: Eukaryota; Metazoa; Chordata; Actinopteri; Gonorynchiformes; Chanidae. Gene Ontology annotation, biological process: regulation of extrinsic apoptotic signaling pathway.
AUGGCGAAAGAGGAAGGCGAUGGAAAUGUUCAGGACUUCUCUAAAGACAGUUUUGAGCUCAGACUCUUGAUGGCUUACAUCCAAAGGAGAAGACCUCCUGAUAAACAGCUGGAGCAAAGCAAUGCAAACCGAGAAACAGUAGAAACCCACUCAGAACUUACAAAUGGUGGACCACAGCCAGCCAUGUUGGAGUCAAAGGAGAAAGACCUUGGAGCCAUGGCCCAAAAGCUGACAGAGAUAGCAGAAUCUGUACACAUCAUUCCAGAGUACUUGGAGACUGAUGGAGAUGAGGACGAUGUACAGAAAAUAGUGGAAAUGCUACGGGAGUAUGGAGACAGACUCAAUGAGCAGAUUGAGAGAAACCAUGCUCUGGUCCAGACCCUGAGGAACUCUUUUGAGUCAUACAGUUUCUUUGCAAAAGUGGCCGACGCCUUUCUGAAAAGACUGAGUCCAGCAGAGAUUCCCAGCACACAAGACAAUAAGCAGACAAAGCUUGCUCUCAUCUGUGAGAUCACCAGCAGACUGACAGCCAUAGACAACCACCCCAUGAACCAGAUUAUGGGCUUUGGAGCCAAGUAUCUCCAGGAACAUUUUUCAUCAUGGAUCAACACGCAGGGAGGAUAUGAAAAAGUGCUGGGAGUUGAAGAGGAAGUCCACUGAAGCAGAGAAAUUGUUUCAUGUUUACAUUGUUGCACUUUAAGUCUUAUUUGAUGGCUUUAAAUGCUUCUUGUGGGUGUGACUGAA